This is a messenger RNA of Misgurnus anguillicaudatus (oriental weatherfish), 3803 nucleotides long. Lineage: Eukaryota; Metazoa; Chordata; Actinopteri; Cypriniformes; Cobitidae. The record is from RefSeq and is a predicted model, not a curated record.
ACAUGUAGCCUAUAACUUUAAUACAGUGUGUGUUAGUCGCUUUAGAUCCACAAAUGUAAGGAAUGUAGUGAUAGCAGCACUCGUGUGAUCAUGAGUCCACUAUGAGUUUCGAUUAUGGAGAAAGCCUACGUCACGCGCAUGUAGUUUCGGUUUCCUUUCCAUUUAAUAUAUAAGAAAUAAAUACGCGUCGCGUCGGUGAUUAUGCAAAUACAAAAAGCCCUCAGCCGCUUUAGCCUUCGUUCCUGUCAUUCAUUUCUAAAAAAAAGAAAAAACGGUUAUAGUAAAUUAUUUAUUUGACACUAUUUAUAAACUACAGUAUAUUCGGCAUGGGAGUCCAGGAACUAAAGUGCUUCAUUGGGAAUAACACAGGCAUUUUAAGGAAUUUAUCUUUUAGAGACAGUAAACUCAUAAUCGAUGGAUGUAACUUGUAUCACCACCUGUACGUAUACUUUAAACUGGAUCAGAUACAUGGAGGAGAAUAUGAGGCCUUUGAAGAUUUGCUCACACAGUUUUUCACCAACCUCAGACAUUGUGAUAUUCAGCCAUAUGUUGUAAUCGAUGGUGGGGCCGACCACACUGACAAAGCACUUGAGACCCUCAAGACACGAAAAAAGGUCAAAAUAAAAAGGGCAAAUGAGCUUUCUAUAGGCCGGGAGGGGACAUGCUUCCCACUUCUUAUUAAAAAUGUGUUCAUACAGACCGUUCAUAAACUCAAGGUGCCAUUUGUUCAAUGCGUUGAAGAGGCUGGUUGGGAAAUAGCUGCUUUGGCUAACCAAUGGGAUUGUCCAGUUCUGUCCAAUAACAGAGAUUUCUACAUAUUCAACAUCAAGAGAGGAAUCUUGCCUACUGGACAAUUUUGGUGGAGAAACGUAAAAGUAAACAGACGUACAAACAAAAAAUACAUCCAGACCAAACAUUUUACUGUGGAAAGAUUAUGUGCAUCUUUCAACCACAUGAACAAGGAUCUUCUCCCGAUUUUUGCAUGCAUUUUAGGAAAUGAUUACAUGAAUCUGCAAAAAAUCAUUCAUCUCAGGUGGGAGGCGUAUUCGGUGAGAAGUGGGGACUUCUCCCAUAUUGAUGGUUUGCUCACCUGGCUAUCCAAAUUCUCUGGUCCAGAAGCAGCCAUAGAUGGUGUUCUCAAGCUAAUGACAGACAAUGAGGAGAAAGUUACUGUGCGUGAAGCUUUGUUUAAAGGCAUUAAGGAGUAUAAGCUCACCAAAGGUUAUCUUGCUCAAUUCUUCCUUUCAAAAACACCAGCAGCCUGUACAGGUCCACUGCGAGCCCUCCCUACGUGGACCUUAAAGCACCUGCAUGAAGGAAAGAUGGGCUCUUUCAUUGUUGAUAUACUGGCCUUGAAAAGGAUUAUGCUGAACCCUCAAGUUGAAGAUUUUCAGCAACCCAGUUGCAACGAAACCUCUCGUCCCAUACGACAAGUGCUUUACGGUUUAGUGUUGUUGGGGGAACUACAAACGGAGGACAAACUUGUGGCAGCUGCUAAAGCAUCUACUGGUACAGACAAGUGCUAUGUAACAGAGUACGACAGACAAGGAUUUACUCUAACCAGUUCAGAAGUUGAAGCUAUAGAGACUAAAGUAAAAGAAGGACUUCGACUGGAAACAUUAUGGAAGGAACGACACGCCUUGCGUCUUCAGAUCCUCUUGGAAACUUUGGAUGUGUCAUCUGUCAGAGGCAUCCCACUUCACCUGCAGCUCCAGGUGUUUGCGACGCGCUACUGGCUGGUAAAUGCAAAGCCUCAGCCGAACCUGCUGCAUCUUUGGGGUCUCCUACUGGGGAUGGUCUACGGACGGCUAAACACCCCGGCCAGGACACAAAUAGACAGAGAGUUAAGGCAGAAAGGUCGAGGAAAAAUAUAUUUGGAUCAUGAGGUGGCUCAUCUGUACAGCCAAUGGCAGUCCUGUCUGCGGUGGAGUCUCUGUCUCAAUCAGUUACUAUGUCGUCCACUUCCUGAACCAGAGUGUGCACGGUUAUACUGUGGAACGCUUGUUCAUCAGGCAGUUCGAGAAUUUGGAAGAGGCAUCACACCAGAGUCUCUGCUGGCGAUGUGCUCCAAAGCUGAGAAGCUAUUUGGACAGUUGAGAGAUGCGGUUCUGAGUUUGUUGGAUGAAGAUGAUGUUAGGAGAAUCAGUACCGGUCACAUGAACAAAGCUUUCGACAAAACACAGUGCGACAAAUGCAUGGAUCAGUCUGUAGAUGAACUGAGCAGUUGCUUUGAACAUCUGACGUAUGAAGAUAUUGAUGACUACGAUGAUCUCACUGGAAAACAGAGGAAGGGUAAAGAUCACAAGACAAACACACUUGAAUGUUCCACUAUUCGUACCAGACACAAGGUCAAAGCACGCAAUGCUAAGCAUCCUUCGAAGAAAUCUGAAAGGAGAUGCUUUGACUAAGUAUGUUAGUACAGUUUUGCUCAGGGUUGUAAGGACAAUUGAAAGGUGGGAUGGGGAACUUACCGAAAAUGAUUACUAAAUGAAUUCUCAAAAAAUGUUGAAAGGCAUGUGUGUUAAAAAAACACAUUGAUUUGAAAAAAUUGCUAUAUACACUAUAGCAGUGUGAGAAAAUCACUUACCUUGUGAAUGUAGUGUUAACUUCUGCGACACAGAAAUACAAGUUCAUUAACUGAGCUUUUACAAAAGGUUUAGAUUUAACAAUCAUUAAAUUUAUUAAUUUUGACAUUUUAUUAAAACAAAUAAUGCAGUGUGAUUGUAAGCCUACAGCAGUGGUUCUCAAACUGGGGUCCGGGGCCCCCAGGGGGGCCGCGAGAUGGUACUAGGGGGGGCCCAGUUUUAUGACAUUUUAUAAAAUACAUAAAUUUAUCAUGAAUUCUGUGAAAUUCAACCUAAAAAAAAUAAGGCAACAAUACUUUGUAUAAUUUAAUGUUUUGUUUAAUUAAAAUGUGAAGUUUUAGAACUGUUUUUUGUCAUAAAUUUUCUUUGGGGGAGCCGCAAAGGAAUGCACCGUACACAAAGGGGGCCGCACGCUGAAAAAGUUUGAGAACCACUGGCCUACAGUAAGUGUUGAACCCUAAUAAUAAUGAUCGAUUAGACCAUAAAUGCUGAUGUAUUGCUUGAUUCAGGCAACUUUCCUAAUUUUGGAUGAAUAUAAAUAUUUUACUUAAUAGUGUUUUUACUUUUAUUGUACUUAAAACUGUCAGAAAAAUGGUUGAAAAUAGUCCCAAGCUGUCACUGGGGUGGGGCAGUACCCUUUAUAAAGGGCAUGUACCAUUUAGGUACAGAUAUGUAUACAUUUGGUACCAAAAUUGAGGUAUUAAUAUGAAUUAAUUAGGAACAAAGAUGUACUUUUUGAAAGGGUAACAUCUAGAGACCAAGGGCCUCAUUUAUAAAGCGUAUUUAUAUGCACAGAUUUGAUUGUAAAGUGUGUGCGUACGCAAAAAUCCACUUCAAAGUCCAUAUUUGACAUGGAAAAGCCCUACCUCAGGGUCUGAGCAGACGUACACACUUUUGCUUGUCUGGUUGCUGCAGGUUUUCGGAAAUAUAAGCCAAUCUUGCUGCUCAAAAUUUGGUUUAAAGAUUGACAAGCGCUCUUUUAUAUGUCCAUGAUAUUAAUUUGGCCUCGUUUACAGGCGGAGGUCUGAAACUGCUCUACUGCGCACAAGUUCAAGAUCAUUUGCCAUUUAUAAAUUUCACAUAUGAAAGAAAUGAGUAUGUGCAUUUUCUGUGCAAAAGUUUGGUUUAUGAAUCACACUUAUGUAUUUUUGAUAAAUGGUCGUAAUGUCAAAUGUAGGAUGGUUUCUACGCAGCAUUUUAUAAAUGAUGCCCAUUUUU